Otolemur garnettii (small-eared galago) is the source of this 429-nucleotide messenger RNA. Its product is annotated as prostate and testis expressed protein 2-like. The transcript has 4 exons. Bases 1 to 429 code for a protein of 142 amino acids. NCBI's taxonomy places the organism in Eukaryota, Metazoa, Chordata, Mammalia, Primates, Galagidae. The record is from RefSeq and is a predicted model, not a curated record.
AUGUUUCGGUUGCUUCUGCAGGGCAUAGUCAUGGUGCUCUUCAUGGAUGAGGGAGACAGAGUUCUGACAAGCAAAGGGAUUCGGUAUUGCAAUGACUGUAAGCGCUUUGAUGGAUACAAAUGCCUUGGUGGCAUGAAACAAUGCUGGAAGUUUGAUAUAUAUCGUUACAACAGGAGUUGUGCCACAGAGCAUUUUUACUAUAGUGACCGUUCAUCAGGGAGAUACCUGUUUCGUUAUUCAAAACUGUCUUGUAAAAUCUGUGAGGAGGGAAUGACCCAAUUAUUCCAUGACCUCCUGAGAGAAACAGUCUGCUGCACUGAUAGAAACAGGUGUAAUAAUGGCUUCAAUAAUUUAGAAAUUACAAGGAUACCUGGAUUAGAGCAUGAAGACGAAUUGGUGGCUGCUAGUUCAGAAAAAAAUGAAGAUUAA